AUGGAUCCACGAGAUCAUAACGAUUUUAAUGAAGAGAAAAAAACUGAGCACUGAAACAAAUAUCAAAUACUCGAACAAAUAGCAGUAGGCAGCUUUGGAGUAGUUUUCAAAGCAAUAAAUACAGAAACAAGAGAGCUAGUAGCUAUUAAAAAAAUUCAGCAGGAUCCAAGAUACAAAACUAAAGAGCUUAAAAUUUUACAAAGAAUGCGACAUCCUAAUAUAGUUAACUUGAAAAGUUCGGUUUAUAGCAAAGAAGAAGAGGAGUACCUUAAUUUAGCUAUAUAUUAAUGGAGACAUGUGCUAAUCUGCCUCUUGGCACAACAGUCCAGACCUUAUGGCUACGGUGAACUGGGAUAGACUCUGAGCUGAGAAUAUAUAGGCGCAAGAGAUGUGAUCGGUAGGUUUUGGCAACUUUCCUGUGAUUGGAAUUGGAGAUGCCAACAACAGCAGUUUAAACGCCCGAUAGACUCAAAGGAGCUGAUCCAUGAAUCAAGCUACUCCAACAGCCCGUAUCAAGGUUACAGAAAUCCAUAAACCGCCGCUCAAGACUGAGGCUGCAAGGCAAGGACGAGACAGCGAUAUUCACAUUCGGGCAGAAAGACCCUCGGGGCUGGAGUCGAAAAAGGUUGAACUUCCCAUACGGGAGAUCUUAGGUGACCGCGCUGUCAUAAUGGCUAACGCCUGACUUAAUAAGUUAACUUAACCUUAAUUUAGUUAUGGAUUAUUACCCAGAAACUAUUGCAACACCUAUAGCAAAUUCUUCCUCAAAUGGAAAAAUCCCUGAAAUUCUUGUAAAGCUUUAUAUCUAUCAGCUACUCCGAGCUUUAGCCCAUAUGCAUGCUUUAAGAAUUUGCCAUCGGGAUGUGAAGCCUUUAAAUUUACUUUUAGACCCUAAAAGCCAUAUAGUCAGUCUAUGUGAUUUUGGGAGCGCAAAAAGGCUUAAGCCAAAUGAGUCAAACGUUUCUUAUAUUUGUUCGAGAUAUUAUAGAGCUCCUGAGCUGAUUUUUGGGUCGACUAGUUAUACUGAAAAAGUUGAUAUCUGAAGUGUUGGGUGCAUAGCUGCAGAACUUCUGCUUGGGCAUGCAAUUUUUGCAGGGGAAAGUAGAAUAGCGCAGCUGAUCGAAAUUGUAAAAGUGCUUGGAACUCCUUCAAGAGAACAAAUACAUGAGCUGAAUCCUGAGUACGACCAGUACAGAUUUCCUUAUGUAAAGGUUAUCCCACUCAAUAAAACUCUUCAAGGAUCUUCUAAAAAUGCUAUUGACUUUAUAAGCGGAAUUUUGCAGUAUUCUCCAAAUUCGAGACCAAAGGCUUUAGAAGCACUAAUUCAUCCAUUUUUUGAUGAACUGAAAAACCAAGGUAUAAGAUUACCGAAUGGAAACCCAGCACCUGAUCUUUUUAAUUGGACUAAUGAAGAAAGAUCCUCAGUGAGUGUUGAUAUUAUAGAACGAUUAACGCCCGGAUGGUAUAGAAACAAUUAA
Messenger RNA from Blepharisma stoltei, 1478 nucleotides. The record is from the annotation of a GenBank genome assembly. NCBI's taxonomy places the organism in Eukaryota, Ciliophora, Heterotrichea, Heterotrichida, Blepharismidae.